CAAUCACGAACAUAUGAUACAUAGCCGUCCGGCUACGGCCACAAAACGCCUAAGAAACUUCCAUCACUAAGACUUGACUGAGCUGCUGUCCAGGCUUGCUCAUUCGGGUUCAGGAUGUCGACUCGCGCAUCGUCAGUCCCUUUGAAUUACUCCGGCUCUCUGGAUGUCUAUGAAUCCCGUGACCUCACCCCCGUCAUUGGAAGGGAGUUUCCCAGCCUCCAAUUGAGCUCCCUUCUUGGGAAUGACAGGCAGAUCCGUGAUUUGGCUAUUCUAGUGUCUCAAAGAAGUGUUGUAUUCUUCAGGAACCAAGACUUGGAGUUGAAAGACCAAAAGACCCUGGCACAAAAGCUAGGGGAGCUCAGUGGCAAGCCAGAGAGAUCUCAACUUCAUCGGCACGCAGUAACGGACAGGAAAUCUCAAAAGGCGUACGAUGGGGAGAAAAGGGCGGAUGAAGAGCUUAUGGUUAUCUCCUCAGACAAUGCCAAAAGCGCCCACAAGGAGCACACUUCUGUCCUAAAACCGCUGGCUAGCACACUGUGGCAUUCAGAUAUCACGUUCGAACAUGUUCCUUCGGACUAUGCCAUCCUGAAAAUGGUAGUUCUGCCAGAAUCAGGGGGUGACACUAUCUGGGCGUCUGGUUAUGAAGCAUAUGACCGACUGUCUCCUGCCUGGAAAAGAUUCGCGGAGUCACUGACAGCUACCCAUCACAAUGCCAUGCUGAAACAAAAAGCCGCGGGAAGCGGCGUCGAUUUGAUUGACAAAGAUCGCGGUUCGCCUGAUAACAAAGGCGUUGACUUUGAGGCCUCACACCCCGUUGUGCGAACUAAUCCUGUUACUGGAUGGAAGAGCCUGAUGGCCGCUGGUCAUCAGGUAGACCAAGGACGCUUCGACGAUGUGACACGACGAGAAGAUGAAAUUCUGAAAGCAUAUUUUCUUCAGCUUGUCGUCGAGAACCAUGAUCUUCAAGUCCGCUUUAGGUGGAAUCAAAACGACAUAGCGAUUUGGGACAACCGUUCAUGCUUUCACACAGCUACCUUUGACUAUGAUGGUCCUCGAGCCGGCAAUCGGAUUGUCUCGAUCGGAGAGGCGCCAUAUCUUGAUCCCAAAUCUAGUUCUAGACGUGCAGCGCUUGCGAAACUAUAGAUGCUCAGGAUCACCAUGGAUUAAGUGGCAUAUCGAAUGCCGCUGAUCGGGAGAAAAGCGUCUAGCGAGUCGAGGAGAUGCAAAAGUAUCCAAUCAUUUGCAGAAGUCAAUAAAGCAGAACUCCUGCUGCAAGUUCGGAAAGACCUGAGGUCCUGAAGUCCAUAAUUGUACCAUCAAAUUCCUACAACCAUAGUCGGC
Exophiala viscosa is the source of this 1341-nucleotide messenger RNA. RefSeq lists its product as uncharacterized. Bases 115 to 1143 code for a protein of 342 amino acids. Gene Ontology annotation, cellular component: cytoplasm. Gene Ontology annotation, molecular function: 2-oxoglutarate-dependent dioxygenase activity. The record is from RefSeq and is a predicted model, not a curated record. NCBI's taxonomy places the organism in Eukaryota, Fungi, Ascomycota, Eurotiomycetes, Chaetothyriales, Herpotrichiellaceae. The transcript has 11 exons.